Molecule: messenger RNA, 1902 nt
Organism: Fonsecaea nubica
Lineage: Eukaryota; Fungi; Ascomycota; Eurotiomycetes; Chaetothyriales; Herpotrichiellaceae
Exons: 2
Coding region: 1-1902 (633 amino acids)
Biological process (GO): positive regulation of transcription by RNA polymerase II
Molecular function (GO): DNA-binding transcription factor activity, RNA polymerase II-specific; DNA binding
Source: RefSeq, a predicted model, not a curated record
AUGGCGAUGCAAUAUCGGCCCCAAACUUACUAUCCUUAUGGACAACCUCAGUGGCCUGAGGACGUCAAACCCGCUCUCACCGAAGACGAUUCCUCCUCGAUUCUCGACGACAAGGUCUUUGAAUCCUCUACCCCCGCCGAUAUGACGGCUACCGAUGCCUCUGACAAUCGACGUGCCUCAAUUACAAAGCUGGAGGAGGAUUAUCCUGCAUCGGCCCAUGUCUGGCAGGAGAGACCUCAUGGUGUCAUGGGACCUACCCGCCAUUACUCGCAAUCCUCGCUCCCAAUGUCGAAUCCCAAUGGCCAAUUUUUCAGUCAGAUGAACACUGCAAACUGCGGUCCCGGCUUCAUGCAAAACCAACAGUGGGCAUUGUCGGCGCGGUCUGAGGCCAGCACUCCUACUCCCUUCUUCGGUCCGGUCCAAGAGCCCUUUGAGCAGCAGGUUCAGUAUCCCGGCGGACCUGUCACCUUCUCGGGUUUCUCCCAGCAAGACCCCGCCUCGGCCGUUUCCAUGUCGCCGCAGUCUAGCCAAGGCGGUUGGGCUUCGACAACUUCGUCGGAUGCUGCCGAGACAAGCCGCAUUCUACGGCACAGAUACAGACCUGCGUCCCCACUACUAGUGUUGAGGUCCGAUGGUAUCAGGAAGAAGAAUGCCAAAUUCGAGAUCCCUCCCGAGCGAAACAUCAACACCAUUGAUGCCUUGAUCAAUCAGGCCACAAACGAAGACGAGAAAAAGGAGUUGAAACAGCAGAAACGAUUACUGCGAAACCGACAGGCAGCACUUGAUUCUCGCAUGCGCAAAAAGCAAAACGCCGAAAAGUUGGAGGCGGACAAGAAACUUCUGAUCAGCCAGAAGAAUGAACUCGAGGAAGCCCUCGGCCAAUUUGAAAGCGUUCUCAGCCAUGAAAGACAACAGUGGAUACUUGAACGUCAACGCCUCGAGGAGUGCAUUGCCGAGAUGAAAUAUCAGAACGAGGAGCUCAUUCGGACGUCGACUCUGGAGACCGGCGAGCUUCGGCGGAUGAACACCAUUUUGAGGGACACCGUCAGGGAACUGGAACGCAAUCAACAUGCUCGUGCCUUCUGCUCCAACGCAUCCGACGCCUUCUCCAACGACUUCUCGAAUUUCAAGGAUCUCGGCCUGGAGGACCAAUGGAACGAUGAAUUUGUCCUGAUGAGCAGCGAAGACUUGAAGAUGGAAGAAUCAGAGUCGUUGCAACGACAGGCUACUCCAAGACCCAAUACUUCCUCAACUCAACCAAACACUUCCACGAAGUCCGAUGUCAAGGUCGACGCCGCUUUCAGCUGGGAGACGUUCUACAUGUGCUUACUCUCUGGUGCCUUCAUCAUGUCGCAAGCCGGCUCCAGGGCAGCGAGUGCCGCAUCUUCGGUCGCGGUUGUUGCACCCAAUAUGCCCGCCAUGUCCGACACAUAUCGCGCUGAAGCCGGCAACGUCCUUCAGGCCGUGCUUGCUUCGAGCCCGGAGGUAACCCACGAGGUUCUUCCUAGCCGGCCCGCUCCUUCGCUAGACAGCAACGGUUUUCCCCACGCACUUUCGGAUGUGUCUGGGAUGACCCCUCAACCUUCUGACACUCCACUCGGCAAUCUCCACGCCUCGCUCACCGCCCCAUCUCGUCACCAACAAACUGCAGCUGCAUUCUCCCUCUCGGCCGCUUCAUACAACCACAUUAGUAGUCCUGACUGCGCUUUCGACGACGACGAUGUGGUCGAAGUCAAGCCAACCCGAAUGCAGCAGUUGUUCGCAGAUAUGCAAGCUCAAAGGGAUGGCCUCGAGAAAAUGAGUGGUAUUAGUGGGAAAGCCCGCGAACGGAGUGUGCUCCUCGAACGAGUCCCCGAGAAAGUCCUUCGAGACUUCCGCGAACUGAUUGCCAGGGUCGAGUGA